Acaulospora colombiana is the source of this 1020-nucleotide messenger RNA. The record is from the annotation of a GenBank genome assembly. NCBI's taxonomy places the organism in Eukaryota, Fungi, Glomeromycota, Glomeromycetes, Diversisporales, Acaulosporaceae.
AUGGCGCCCGCAAUGUAUCGCUUAGUGCGAUUGUUGUUCAAAAUAUCGGCCAAUGCGUUCUACGAAAUUGAGGUGGAUGGGACAGAGAAUAUACCGCCGGACGGAUGCCCAACAUUAAUCUGUCCUAAUCACUCAAAUUCCUUAACCGACCCUAUUUGCCUCUUGAGUUCAAUUCCAAAGAAAAAACGAGAUAUGACCCUUACGCGCAAUAAAGAUCGAGAGGACUUUUCAAUUAACUUAUUAACGGUUUCAAUAGUUUACAUACAUCGAGAAAAAUUUAGAUCAAAUGUAUUGGUUAAAUUUAACCCGCCCAUCGUUCUCACGCCAAAACAUCACUCACUCUUAAAAAAUAUAACCAGCGAUGAGCAAAGAAAGACUAGCGAGGACGCAAUACGUGAAUUAACAAGUGCAAUGGAGCAGAUGGUGCGUUCAAAUACUCUUGAUGCACCCAGUUGGCAGACUUUAAGGAUAGCACAUACUGCUAGAAAAUUGUACGCGGGCGACCUCGGGACUCGCAUCUCCUUAGCCGAAUAUGUGCGCCUUACAAAAAAAUUCAUAGAUGCACUCUCGAAAGUUGAAGCUGAAAAUUCGGUUGUUAGCAACGAUAACGAAGAAGCGAACGUCGAGGAAAAGGAGAUAAUCGUCGAACGCAUUGAUGCUGGAAAUCUAUUGCACGUUCGUGGUGAUCCCGGUCAUAAAAAUGAGGAUCGACCAAGCGUAGACUUGGACUCAUUGACAAAAGAUUUGGCCGCGUAUCAAAAUCUUCUUGAUUCGUAUGGAAUAAAGGACUACAGAUUUAGUCGUUCCACUCAACUUUCAAAGCCCGAACUCGGUAUUCGUGAAGAAAUCAAAAGUAGGGUUCAAGAAUUAGCGGUGAAUGAACUUGGUUUACCAGAAAAUCCCGAAAGUUUUAUUACUAAAACGAGGCCGAGAGGGAUGGGCUACUUCUCUAUUAAACGUAGGAGAAAGAAGGAUUACAAUGAAGUUUUGAGACUGUGGGACGUUUCGGCCUACGAUUAG